Setaria italica (foxtail millet) is the source of this 5797-nucleotide messenger RNA. RefSeq names its product pentatricopeptide repeat-containing protein At3g23020. The transcript is spliced from 5 exons. Bases 376 to 2721 code for a protein of 781 amino acids. Gene Ontology annotation, molecular function: protein binding. The record is from RefSeq and is a predicted model, not a curated record. Lineage: Eukaryota; Viridiplantae; Streptophyta; Magnoliopsida; Poales; Poaceae.
UCCCCGGUUCCCCUCGCGGCCUCGAGCCUCGCCUCGCCUCGCCUCGCUUCUCUUUCCCCCGCCGUCAAGCCCGAGCCCCCGGCGUUCGGCUCCUGCCUCGGCGUCGGCGGCCUCCUCGCGUCGCACGAGGAGGAGCCCGAGACGCCGACGGCCUGGGCGGCGUCGCCCGCGACGGCGCCCGGGAGCAGUGAGGAGGCCGCGGCGGUGGCCGGGGCAAGCACUACCGCGGGGUGAGGCAGCGGCCGUGGGGCAAGUUCGCCGCAGAGAUCCGGGAUCCGAGAUCCACGCCAAACCAGGAACCCAUGGUGUAGUUGCAAGCUCUGCUUAGCAAGCAUUGUCCAAAGCAAAGCCAAGGGUGGAUGACGGCAGGGCGAGAUGCUGAUCCCGUGCGAUUGCUUCCUCCAUGUUCCCGCACCGCCGCUGACUCUGUUACAGAACUGUACAGCUUCGGCGUCCUGCAGAGAUAAAGGCCUCACUUUCCUAAUCCACUCCGUCUAUGCACCAGCUAGAACCUAUGAAAUUUGCCCAGAACCGGCAGUUCCAUGCACGGUUGCCAGACAAACUGGCAAAGGGAAGAAGAAAUCUAACUGGGUCCAUUACGGUGGGUCGCUUCCGGCAAUGCUGGAGGCACUGGAGGAUGUCCAGGACGUUGAAGAAGCGCUCUGGUCGUGGAAGGACACACUGAGCAAUCGGGAGAGGACAAUCCUCCUCAAGGAGCAGAAAGAUUGGAGACGGGCGGUCGAGAUCUUUGACUGGUUUCGCAGGGAGAGGGGCCAUGAGCUCAAUGUGAUUCACUACAAUGUUGUGCUCUGUGCAGUUGGGCGAGCAAGGAGAUGGGACCUCGUUCUUAGUCUGUGGCAUGAGAUGCAUUCCUGCGGUGUGGCACCGGAUAACUCGACGUAUGGUACAUUGAUCGAUGUAUGUUGCAAAGGGGGAAGAGAACGGAUGACUUUGCUUUGGCUCGGGGACAUGUGCAAGCGGGGUUUGACGCCUGAUGAGGUCACUAUGAGCAUUGUGCUGCAGGCACAUAAGAAGGCUGGAGAGUAUGAAAUGGCCGAGCUCUUCUUCAGAAAAUGGUCCUCAGAUUCAAGUAGAAGGAUGGAGGGGCACCCUCGCUACAGCUUGUACACUUACAACACCUUGAUUGAUACUUAUGGAAAAGCUGGUCAACUUGAGAAAGUAUCAGAUACAUUCAACCAAAUGUUGAGAGAAGGUGUUGCACCAAGUGUUGUUACAUUCAACACAAUGAUUCAUGUUUGGGGUAAGCACCAUAGAAUGGAGCGAGUUGCUUCUUUGGUGAAGAUGAUGGAGGAAUUCCAGUGCUUUCCUGACAGAAGGACUUACAAUAUACUGAUCUCACUGUACAGAGAAUGCAACGAUAUUGAUGUUGCAGAGUACUACUUCUGGAAGAUGAAAGCAGAAAAUUUGGUACCAGAUGUUGUGAGCUGCCGCACACUCUUAUAUGGAUACUCUAUCAGGGGCAUGGUCACUAAAGCGGAAGCCCUUCUAAAAGAAAUGGAUGAGAGGGGCUUUUUGAUAGAUGAGUACACACAAUCAGCUUUGACGAGGAUGUAUGUAAAUGCUGGGAUGCUUGAGCAAGCAUGGCAUUGGUUUGACAGGUUCCAUCACCAGAUGAAUUCUGAAUGCUUUUGUGCAAAUAUUGAUGCAUUUGGGGAGAAAGGAUACAUAGUUCUUGCAGAGAAGGCUUUUAUAUGCUGCCUAAAGAAGAAGAUGCUCAGUGUUUCUGUGUGCAAUGUUAUGAUCAAAGGAUAUGGGUUGGUAGAGAAGCUGGAUGAGGCAUGUGAGGUAGCUGAUGGCAUGGAGAGGUAUGGCAUUUUGCCUGAUUACGUGACUUACAGUUCUCUCAUUCAACUUCUGUCAACUGCUAAACUGCCAAAGAAGGCUCUUCACUACUUGAAAAAAAUGCAAGCAGUAAAACUGCUGUCAGACUGUGUUCCAUACUCUAUGGUAAUUAGUAGCUUUGCUAAGAAUGGUGAUUUACGAAUGGUUGAGUACCUGUUUAGAGAAAUGAUCACCUCAGGGAUCCGUGCUGAUGUUUUUCUCUACUCUAUCUUAAUUGAUGCUUAUGCUGAAGCUGGAAAGGUCCAACAAGCUGCAGCAUAUUUUGGUUUAAUAAAAAAAGAUGGCUUAUGUGAGAGUGCUACAAUCUACAAUUCUUUGAUAAAGCUCUAUACAAAGGUAGGGUAUGUUGCAGAGGCCCGAGAAACAUACAAGCUACUCAGAUCACUGGAUACUGAUGCCAACCCUUAUGCAUCUAAUUGCAUGAUUGAUCUCUACUGUGAUCAUUGUAUGGUGAAAGAAGCAAGUGAGAUUUUUGAAAGUCUGAAGGCCAGGGGCAGUGCAAAUGAAUUCUCAUAUGCAAUGAUGGUGUGUUUGUACAAGAAAAUAGGUCGCUACGAUGUAGCUCACAGGAUUUGCAAGGAAAUGCAAGCUUUAGGACUUCUAACUCAAGCACAAAGCUACAAUUCUGUGAUCCAAAUGUAUGUAUCUGGUGGAAGAAUGGAGGAUGCUUUAAAAAUAUUUAAGAAGAUGUUGGUAUCGAACACACCACCAAAUGAUGCAACAUUCAAGGCACUAAAUGUUAUUCUAGUAAGAAGUGGAGUUACAAGGAACAAGAUUAGAAAGCUAGAAUUGUUAAGAAGAAAUAACACUCAUGAUUACUUGUGUCAAUGGUACACGGCACUAUCCCUUCAGCUGUAAGAUCAAGUGCAUGCUCUUUUCAACAUAGUAUUAUUGAUCAAUCUGCUACAAGGGCACACCCUUUUGACGUUGUAAGAGUAGGAAAAGGAGUACGAGAAAGCAAGUAACUUCAGAACUGAUUUCAAAAUUUUAAAUUCUUAGAUGUAGAUACACAAUCGCGAUUAUCUGUCAACUGAAGUGUACACAGAGACGGUGCAUACCAUGUUCGAGAAAAUGUUGAUAGUUGAUAGGUCAGCACAGCGAAUUCAGGGAAGUCAUUUUCACAUGUGUGAAUCCUGUUAGCUUUCUGCAGGCGAACGUUAUUACUUAUAUGUCCCCAGUUUCUACGUAUCAGAAUAUAAGGUACAUGCUCUCGCAACGACAUGCUUUUGCUAAAAUUGAACUGCUUCAGCUUGUAUGACUUCCACAAAAGAUUCAGUAUUGAUGAUAAUUCCAACAUUGCAGUGUAUUUCUAAGUUCUGCCUGUUUUGAUUUUACUUAAUUACAUUGCAGUUACUUGGCAACAUAAAUUUUCAAUAACGGCACUUCUUGCAGUGCCCUAUUCUGUUAUUAAUAUGCGCCCUGAUAAAGCUGCAGUAUAUUUUUUAUUUGGCUUAUGUUCAAUAAAUUUGUGUUCCCUUGUUGGUGGCUCAUGUUGGGUACUUGGGUUUCAGCUCUAGCCUAUUGCAACUUCACCACUAAAAGCUUCAGGUGCCCUCAACAUAUGAGUUCCAAUUUUACGGCAGGAGAGGCUUUUCAAUCUGUGUUACUUUGUAUUGGGGAACAUGUAAUAUUUCACCAAAAAUAUACAAGUCAGAGCUAUAAAUAUAAUAUUAAUUUUAAACUUAUCUGAUUAUCAUACUCCAGUAUCAUUUUUUUAUUAUAAUAUGUUCUUAUCUAGCAAUUUCUUUUUUCAUUUUAGUGCACUCCUUGAUCAUUAAAGACAUCGUUUUAACUUUCUGCCUCCUAUUAGGGAUGUAUGGUUUGUAAGCAAAAGACACUCUUUUGGCGCUGUGGGUGUUGUUCAGUUGCAGCACAUACGGAAUAUGCACCAUAACCAGUGAUUCAUCUAAAAGACAAUACAAAGUGCAAUUUGCUGGAGGCGUCCUUCUGAUUGGCUUCUGCAAAAUGAGGUCUAUCCUUUUUUCCCCCUUAAAAUUGGUCACUUCAUGUUGUCAUAUAUUAAAUGAAUAAUAACAGCUUAUCCAGUCUAAUUUGAUAAACAGGCAAGAGGGAAACUUUCUAGUGUAAGUAUUAAAAUAAUUUAUGUGCAUCUAGUCAUUGUAUUUUCUCCAUCUCAGUGCUGAUUCCUCCAUCACAUUUAAUAUCCUUUUGUUUCAUCCCUAGAUCCUUGGAAGAUUAAUACUGAACAAGAAUAAGUUAUCUUUGAGGUUUAGCUCGGACAAUAUUAUCACAAUGCAUCCCAUACAUCCUUUUGUUAAUAUUUGUAAUGGUUGAGGUGGCUGACAGGAAUACUUUGUUUGCUGGUGACAGAAUGCUGACUUUACCAACAGUAUAGAGGUGUGUGUAUGCAUGACAUAACUGUACAUUUGCUAUCUUUUCUUCUAUGAUUAUUUCAUUCAUGUAAACUGUGCAUGUUGUUUUCUUGAAUAAAUCAUUUUCAGAGCUUCUUUUGCAGCUUGUCUUUAACUCUUUAUAAUGACAGUGCUGGGUAGGUUUCACAAUGUGUUUUUAUUACUCUUAAAGCAGAAGAAAAGUUAAUCUAAAGUAAUGUUUUAGGACUUGUACCACCAUUUGUUUGCACGGUUGACCACUAAUGUGUAUUAAAAUGGCCGCAUGAAAAUGUUAUUAGUAGAUAUUAUUACCAUUUUUGGUUUUGGUGUUUAUAUAUAAAAAAAAUGACCAUGUUGCCUCUUGGAGACUGGGAAGUCGAAAACACCACAUUCUUAGAAUUGAUGGGCUAUUUUUUUAUUUUUACUUAGCUAGUUUUUAGUACUUAGUGACAUAACUGGAAUGUGUGGGCAAGCACCACCAAUGGAAGGAAGAAGCUUGAUGCUGCUUAUCAAGAAGCUCAGUCAAAGAGUUCUGCAUGCCCUAUAUUCUUGUUUUCCUUGGUAAGGAUCUUUUCAGGACUUUGUAUUUCGUGGUGGAUGUUAAGUUAGUUUCCUUUGCCUGGUAUGCCCUUCAUGAUGAAACAUCAGGUGAAUACAAGUGGCCUGUUGAUUUUGAGAAAACCCUUGAGUACUGGCAACAGGACAAGUGGAAUGUCUCCUCUGUUAAGUGGCGCAUUGUCCAGGACGUCCCUAACAGUAUUCUCAAGCACACCAUCCUAGGGAAUCAUGAGAACAAGCCUGUCACGAUACCCAUGACACACUAGAGAUACACCUUGAACAAGGCCUUCAGAUGUUCAAGUUAUUCAAGGAGCAUGUCAGUAAGACCUCCAUCCUUGAUGACUUUACCUCCUACAAGAGCCACCAGAAGUUGAUGCAGGAUAAAAGGGCGAAACAGCAGCAGAUCCAAAAGCAGGUUGACUGUCUUAGAUUACUCAGGUCUGGGACAGUAGAGCUCCCAUUUCUGUCACCACCAGUGAACAACAGCAGGAAGUUGCUGACGGGAAGCCAAAGCCAUCUGCACUGUACCAAACAGUGCCAACUCAGAGGUGAAGGCUCCUACAGAUAACUGUACUGCUCCUGUUAUUUUCUACGCUGCAAAGGUGGGCCAAACGGCAACAACCGAGAACCCUGUCCUCGCCAAUGGAGUUGCCAAGACUGGCUAGCUUGAUCGCAUGCCUUGAAGUAGUGCAGACCCAUUUGAUCAUACAGAGCACCUUGGCCGGCAUCGACGGCGCAAUUGUAGAAGGUUGCCUUUGCUCCCAGCACUCGCAGCGCUGGUGCCUCGCCUUUUCUUUUCCUCUGGCUUCGGCGGCGGCGCAUGGUUCUUGAAUGAAGGCAACGUUAUAUAUAGGGCUUGCCGUCCGUAGCUACGUCGUCGUUCCAGACGAUGAUGUAUUUGCCUGAUCAUGAUUUUUAUGUAAUAUGUAUAGGUUUCUUUCCAAUGUUAUUUGAUCCUUUAUUUAUGCUAUCACCUAGCAAUAAAUUGACAUCUAAACGAAAAGGUUGUUUAAUUUCUGCAGCAA